Abrus precatorius (Indian licorice) is the source of this 1140-nucleotide messenger RNA. RefSeq names its product palmitoyl-acyl carrier protein thioesterase, chloroplastic-like. The record is from RefSeq and is a predicted model, not a curated record. Gene Ontology annotation, molecular function: fatty acyl-[ACP] hydrolase activity; acyl carrier activity. Gene Ontology annotation, biological process: fatty acid biosynthetic process. Bases 1 to 1140 code for a protein of 379 amino acids. NCBI's taxonomy places the organism in Eukaryota, Viridiplantae, Streptophyta, Magnoliopsida, Fabales, Fabaceae. The transcript is spliced from 6 exons.
AUGGUGGCACCCAGCAAUAUUGGGCUACCAUUUCGUGGAAAUUUUCCCAAUCCAAAAAAGAAAAGUGUGGACAAGGUUGGGGAGUUUCUGAAGAUGAGCUUCAAUUCUUCAUGCAACACUUGUACAUUGAACAAUAAACAAAGGUUUUCAUUGUUAGUGAGUGUAAGUUCUCCUUGUAGCCCUUGGAAAGUGAACUCAAUCAAUAAAAUGAAACAUGUGCUGUUGGCUCCUGGCAUGUUGGCAAAUGAAAGCAAUGCAAAAACAGCCUCUGUUACCUUCUUGCGUGGAAUGUUUGUGGAGGACAGGUUUGUAUAUAGGCAAAUUUUUGUUGUCAGGUCUUACCAAAUUGGAUCAGAUAAAACUGUCACUAUGGAGACACUCAUGAAUUUUCUUCAGGAAACUGCUUUAAAUCAGGUCUCUAGUUGUGGGCUAAGUAAGAACGAUUUUGGAAUUACUCAUGAGAUGGACCUUCGCAAACUCAUUUGGGUUGUUACUCGUAUUCAAAUUCAGGUCAAGAGAUAUAGCAAAUGGGGGGAUGAAGUUGAGGUUGAUACUUGGUUUGAUGCUGCCGGAAAGAGUGCAAUCCGAAGAGACUGGAUAAUUAGGGAUCAUUAUACCAAAGAGAUGAUAGCAAAAGCAACCAGCACAUGGACAAUCAUGAAUAGAGAAACAAGAAGAUUAUCCAAGAUACCUGAAGAAGUUAGACAAGAACUUGCUCCUUUCUAUUUUAAUAGGAUUUCCAUUCCUACCGAAGAAAUAGAUCAUCAAAAGAUACACAAGCUCACCGAUGACAUUACCAAAACAUUUCGAUCUGGAAUUGCUCCAAAGUGGAACGACAUGGAUGUUAAUGAGCAUGUUAACAAUGUGAAAUACAUUGGAUGGAUUUUAGAGAGCAUGCCAAGAGAAGUGCUAGAUAAUUAUAAUAUGACAAGCAUGACUAUAGAGUUUCGACGUGAAUGUACACAAUCAAAUGUGUUAGAAUCUAUGAGUAAUCCAUCAUCUAGUGUGAUUGGUGCCUCUGAUAAUAACUCUGUCAACAGAAAACCAGGCUUGCAAUAUACGCACUUGCUUCGUCUUCAAGAUAAUAAAGCAGAGUUGGUUCGAGCUAGAACGGAAUGGAAUCUGAAGCAAAAAAGAUAA